GGGGCUCUGCGGGGUUGCCUUCUCUUCUGCGAGUCUUGGUCUGCGUCGUCGUCGUUGGCAAUAUCCUGCAGAAAAUAAGCAUAUUUUGCGCGUUCGGCAGCGUAUGCAGCCUUCAAUAUGGCCGACGGGUCUCUGCCUCCUGAGGACUCGGCCACUGCGAUGGACGUGCAUCCGCCUCUAGAUCCUACGGACGGCGUCCGAAUGACCGCUGCAAUCAGGGAGAGUUAUACGGACAGCGGUCUGCCAGUAAUUAACCAAUAUAUUCGCGGGCCUAUGAUUGGGAAGGGGCAGCACGGAGAUGUCUAUCUGGCUUGGGACUUGCUGCACGAAAAGCAGCCAGUGGCCAUCAAAUCCGUCAGGCGGCGCAACCCCCGGGCUGAGAAGAUGAAGAAGUUGCGACGUCCGUCUAACAUGCCGAGCAGCCCUCACAUCCCCUUGAGCGAGAGGCUGAGCAGCACGGAACAGAAAAUCCGGAAGGAGAUUGCCAUCAUGAAGAAGCUGCGACACGCGCACAUAGUACGUCUCUUGGAAGUCAUAGACGACAAGCUUUACUCGCGCAUUUUCAUGGUCAUGGAAUUCCUCGGAGGAGGGGAAGUGAAAUGGCGUGACCGUAAUGGCCGCCCUGUGCUUCAUGUCGACCAAAGUAGAAGAAUCAUCCGAGAUGUCAUACUCGGUCUAGAGUACCUCCAUUAUCAAGGCAUAAUCCAUAGAGAUAUAAAACCCGCUAAUCUCAUGUACACGAGCGAUCGACGUGCCGUGAAGAUCACCGACUUCGGCGUGUCGCACUUUUCCUAUGCCCAGCGUCUCGCCGCGGCGGGUCAGCGCAAGGCUACUGGGGAUGCCUUAGACGACUCCAUCCUCAUGGACGAGUCUGAUCUCUCCAGGACAGCUGGCACCCCCGCUUUCAUGGCGCCCGAGGUCAUCUACGAAAUCGGGACCAUGUCCGCGGACGGCCAGACCUCUGUCACUCCGCUGACCCCGCCGAAGCGGCAGAUCUCGAAGGCCAUCGACGUCUGGGCGCUCGGCGUGACGCUGUAUUGCUUGCUUUUCGGCACGACACCGUUCUUUGACGAGGACAUGAACGAGUAUCCCGUGUACCAGAUGAUAUGCAACCAGGACUGGGAUUUGCCCGCGACCAUGGGCUCGGAUAAGAUAGAGUCGGGCCCGAGACAUCCGCCGAAGACCAAGCACGACACCGAGGGCAACAUUGUCGUCCGCCUCCUCGAGCGCCUCCUCGAGAAAGACGCCGAGAAGCGGAUAACCCUAGACCAGGUCAAGCGCCACCCGUGGUUUUUGCGCGACAUCCCAAACCCAGACGCCUGGAUACGCGAGACGUCGCCGAGCAACGAGGAGCAGGUGACGGUCACGGAGGACGACGCGAGUGACGCCAUGUCCGACGUGCGCUUCCGGUGGACGAAGCGGCUCACGCGCCCGAUCUCAAACCUGUGGAAGACGGUGCGCACGCAGCGCUCGUUCCGCUCCAGGCACGAGGAGGACGACGACGACUUCAAGUGUAUAGGCCAGAGAUCUGCACCGCAUGUGAUGGUCACUCGGGCGAAGAGUACGGGCUCCAGGCCGCCCACGGCGACAGGGUCGCUCGAGAAAGGGAAGGCUCGGCGGCUUGCCCCACUCGCUCCUGAGUACAAGAACGAGUCGUCGCCGGACGUCAUCUCUCAUAUGCGCUCGAGAUCCACGGAUCGACUGCCGAGUCCGCGACACCAGUCGGCGCAGAUUGCUGGUUCGUUUGGGAAAGCGCGUCGGGGUUCAGAAACUUUGCUUGUCCCUAGACCACGUCAUGCUCUACCCCCGACUCCCCGUUCCGCGCAUUCUGCUAGCCCCACAGCAAGCAGCAUUGGAGAUGACUCGCCGUACGGCGGGAAAGGUUCGGCAGACAGAAGCCCAGAUGAGCCUUCGCGAAAUCGAUUCUCACUUUCCUCCUGGAUCCCUACUAGCCUACGUCCCAGCCGACAUACGUCUUACGGGCCCGCUCCUCACGAAGCAUCUACUUCAACCUCCACAUCUGCGGCGUCGUCUCCCCGCGGCACACAUGUCAGAGGGAGUCCCAUUGCAGAUCUCUAUGCAAGGAGAAGUGAAGAGGCUUUCACGAUUGUACCCAAGAGGGCCGCUUCGUCCGAGAAGGCGUCCGAGUCGCUGACUGCAGCGAGACGAGCCUCUAGCUGGGGCGAGACCGCCGAGUACAUGCGACAUUCUGAGGACGUGACAAGCGUGCAUUCUGCUGAUCAAUGGGAAUCCGCUGGUGUAGACAAGGAGGUUAUGCAUCUUGGAGCGGGAGGUAUUCUGCUCAACGAGCCUCUUCACCCUGCAGCGUCGGCUGUUCGCCUUGUCACAGGGAGCAGUCCUCCAUCUUCUUAUCCCCUCGUACCCCUACAUCCCCAAACCGAACGCCUGUUCAGCGAGACGGGCGAUGUUCCCCCCGCCGCCGACCCAGCGGUACAAGAUCUUGUUAGACAGGCUCAAGCGCAUCCGCGUUCGCACACCACAAGUCCCUUGGCACAAGUAUACUACUCGGACAACAGGUAUCAAGAUUUCGAGGACGACUCUAGUAGCUUCUUCGGUCGCAACUCCGAUGACGAGGAGCGACCAACCUUGAAUACCAGCCAGAUGUAUAAUGAAGAGGACGAGGAGAGCGACGACGAAGCCAUCACACUAGAGGUCCGACGACGGCGACCAUCGGUAUCAGUCACGAUGGCUUCGUCACCCCCACCCCCAGAUAGCAGCGAAGAAUAG
Molecule: messenger RNA, 2748 nt
Organism: Gloeophyllum trabeum ATCC 11539
Lineage: Eukaryota; Fungi; Basidiomycota; Agaricomycetes; Gloeophyllales; Gloeophyllaceae
Product: kinase-like protein
Exons: 5
Coding region: 118-2748 (876 amino acids)
Biological process (GO): protein phosphorylation
Molecular function (GO): protein kinase activity; ATP binding
Source: RefSeq, a predicted model, not a curated record